Messenger RNA from Meira miltonrushii, 1758 nucleotides. RefSeq names its product acetyl-CoA synthetase-like protein. NCBI's taxonomy places the organism in Eukaryota, Fungi, Basidiomycota, Exobasidiomycetes, Exobasidiales, Brachybasidiaceae. The record is from RefSeq and is a predicted model, not a curated record. Bases 1 to 1758 code for a protein of 585 amino acids. The transcript has 2 exons.
AUGAAUCAAUUCAAACCUCCGCUCUCUUCUCAACCUCCUUCUCAAGAUAGAUUUGGCUUACGACUAUCAGUGCCUCCUUCCCUUCCACAUUAUAUUUCACCUUUAAGUCCGAUCGCAUUCUUAUUACGUGCAGCUUUAAUCUUUCCCAAUAAGGCCGCAAUCAUUCAUCCCGAAAAAGGUAUUCGAUUCACAUAUGUUGAAUGGGCAGCAAGAUGUCUUUCAUUAGCAUUUGCUAUCAAAAAUACAGCAAAUUGGAAAAAAGGUGAUCGUGUUGCCAUCAUUGCGCCAAAUACUCCAAUGAUAUUAGAAUCAUAUUAUGGCAUCUUGGCAGCAGGAGGUAUUGCGACACCUUUAAACAUUCGUAAUAAUGAACGUGAGAUCGCAUACGUAUUGGACCAUAGCGGAGCAAGCGUGAUUUUGGUCGACGAAGAAUUUGCACAUUUAGUGCCCGAACAAUUGCCUUCAAAUGUGACAGUGAUCAUUAGUAAAGAUACAGGCGGAAAGGAUGGAAUCGAUUCCGAUCAAUAUGAAUCAUUCUUACACACAGGCAGACAAGAAUGGGAAAAAGCAGAGAAGCAAGAGAUCGAUCGAUGGGGUAAAAAAGGAAAACGUGGAUGGGAAUUAAUCGAAGCGCCAAAAGAUGAAAAUACACCUUGUUGUCUAUGCUAUACAAGCGGCACUACCGGCAGACCAAAAGGAGUUUUGACAUCUCAUCGUGGUUCCUACCUUGCAGCAUGCGCAAACGCUUUCGAAUUUCAAUUGACAAGUGAUAGCGUAUACCUUUGGGUUUUGCCUGCUUUUCAUGCUGCCGGUUGGACAUUUCCAUGGGCGGUAACGGCAGCAUUAGGAACGCAUUACAUUAUUCGUAAAGUGGACAACGAUCUCAUUUGGAAUGCUUUGAGAGAUCAUGGAGUAACGCAUUAUUGUGCUGCACCAACUGUGAAUAUUGGAUUGGUGAAUCAUCCCAAAGCACAAAGGUUACCUCAAACUGUACGUGUUGCCGUUGCUGCCAGCGCACCUACUGCUGAACUACUGCAAUCGUUGGAAAAUUUGAAUGUGAUUCCAGUCCACUGUUAUGGACAAACUGAAAAUUACGGGCCUUUUGUGAAGAGAUAUAUGGAACCAUCCUGGUCAAAAUUAGCCGUUCAAGACAGGGCUCAGCUAAUUGCUCGUCAAGGUCAUGGAUUUCUAGUUUCAGAUGAAGUUCGAGUGAUCAAAACUGGAAAAGAGAACGAUUCAAUAAAAGAUGAACGUGAUUUGAUCGAUGUCGAAGCUGAUGGUCAAGAGGUGGGAGAGAUUAUCAUGAGAGGAAAUUUGGCCAUGUUGGAAUAUUAUAACGACAAAGUUGCGACAGAAAAAACGGUCAAACAUGGCUGGUUACACACCGGAGAUCUGGCAGUCCGACAUCCCGGAGGAGAGGUUCAUAUUCGUGAUCGACAAAAGGAUAUCAUCAUUUCUGGUGGCGAGAAUAUCAGUUCCUUAGCUGUGGAGGACGAAAUCGCGAGUCAUGAAGCCGUUCUAGAAGGAUGCGUAGUUGCAAGACCGCACGAGAAAUGGGGAGAGGUAGGACAUGCAUUUAUUGUACUUAAACAAGGCAGGAAACUCACAGCAGAAGAAUUAAGACAAUAUUGCAGAUCUCGAAUGAGCAAAUUUGCUGUUCCGGGCUAUAUCGAUUUCGUUGAUGCUUUACCGAAGACUUCCACUGGAAAGGUCCAGAAAAAUGUUUUGCGUGAAAAUCUACGUCAAGCUAAACUUUGA